AAUGGCAAGUUGGAGACCACAGGAGGGCCCAGAGAAGGGGUGGACCGCGGAGGAAAAACCAGUUGCCGCAUCUGAGAUACGACCAUAGGCUUGUUGAGUGCCAAGUGUCCAACAACAUUUUGGGGGUUUGGGGGGAGAGCUCAGUCUGAAGGUGGAUGAGAAAAGACCUGAGAGAGCUGGAGACAUCGAGAGUCUGGGGGCUGUGGCCCGAACCUGGGCACAGGGGGAGAGAAGAGUCCAGAGAACUGGAUGCCCAGCUGGGGCCCCCUGCCCUCAAUGCCAGUGGCACGUGCUGACGGAGGACCUGUUUCUCAUGGAGCUGGGUGCUCGUGCCUGCUGUCUGACUGCUCCAGAGAAGGAGAGCAGGGAAAAGGCAGGCCUGGUAGGGUGAAGUCUAGCCCCAGCCGCUUGGUUACCCAGCUUCCCUUCUCCAGCUGCCUGGCAUCUAAACUUACUCACUUAAACCCACAUGUUUUGUUCCACUCAUUGGUUUUCUUUCUGGACAGGAGGAAAUGUCAUAAACUGUAAUUUGCAGACUGCAGAAAUUCAGAAGCCAAGCUCAGAACUGAGUAAUACAUACCAGGUCGUGUGCUCCUAGGAAGCUCUGGUGGAUGUUAGUCAGUGUCUGGCUGUGGACCCUGCCUGCCUGGGCACAAAUGCCGGUCCGCCACUGAUCAAGCUAUGUAACUUCUCCGGGCCUCGCUUUCCCUACCUAGAAUGACGGGGCUUGUGAGGGUUAAAUGAUUUAAGACUUGCAAAGUGCUUAGAAUGAUGCCGAUACAUAGAGAGUGCUACCUAGGGGGCGCCUGGGUGGCUCAGUUGGUUGAGUGUCAGGUCAACUCAGGUCACGAAUCUCACGGUUUGUGAGCCCCACAUCGGGCUCCAUGCUGCCAGCGUGGAGCCUGCUUCAGAUCCUCUGUCCCCCUGCCCCCUGGCCCGUCCCUGCUCACACUCUCUCAAAAAUAAACAUUAAAAAAAAAUAAGUGCCACGUAGGUGUUAGUACUCAUAAUAAAUACGAUUUUCUGGAGGGCAGUGGAAUGUGGGACUCUGUUUGCAGGGAGGGAGGCAAGAAGUGACAUAGAGAAAUUCUUCUUAGUAAUAAGAAUGGACUUGAGAUCCCUUAAAAUAUUAAAGGGGCACCUUUUGCUCCGUUUCUUUUGUGAUUGUGAGGGUUGGCUGCUCAACUAACAAACAGAGAGUUAAUGUCAUGAACAGAGCCAGGGAGUUUUUGGCAAGGCACGGAACCCCUGCCCAGUGUGGUGCUGGGGAAGAAGGCCUGCCUCCUGGUCUACCCUCAGUGACUGGAUUUAAAAUAUUAAUUAAUUAAUUAGUUUAAAUUUAUUAUUAUUAUUGCUCUUUUUUUCCUGAGAGAGAGCAAGCAUGGGAGAGGGGCAGAGCGUGCGAGAGAAUCUCAAGCAGGCUCCACACUCAAGCUCGGAGCCUGGGGCUGGAUCCCACAACCCUGGGAUUGUGACCUGAGCCAAAAUCAAGACUGAGAGGCCCAACCAACUGAGCCACCCAGGCGCCCCAAAAUACAAAUUUAUUUCUUAAGAUAAACGAAAGAAAGACUGAGAAGGUCUCUUAGUCAAUGAGGCAGGUCUAACAGAGCCACUUUUCUGUCUUUCUUCCUUGUUUUUAAGUUUGUUUAUUUGGGGGAGAGAGAGAGAGAGGAAGAGAGAGAAUCCCAAACAGGCUCCACACUCCGCACAGAGUCCAACACUGGGCGGAGAUCAAGACCUGAGUGGAUAUCAAGAAUAGGACGCCUAACCAAGCCACUUUUCAGGCGCCCCCAGAGCCACUUUUCCAAUUGCCCAUUGAAAGCACAGCUCCCUAAGCCCUGUCACUUCUUGCAGCAGAAGCGUCCACGGGUGGGGGUGGGGUGGGUUCAAUAAGGAAGCACCCUGCACGGGGCCCUCCCUUACCCUCCCUUGCCCGCCCGCACCACACCUUCCCUGACGUCAGGCCCGCUGGUUGGCUGGCUGGCAGUGUGCGAGCUCAGCCAGGUUGGGAGCGUCCCAGGUGGGCGUUCUGGGCCAGUGGAGUCUGGCUGCUCUGAAGAUCACUGCAUAAAUACCGCCCGGCUGAAGCCACUGCCUUUUGGAAUUUGCCCUCUGACCAGCCUUAUCUCUGAGGGGUUGCUGGAAUUUCUCUGUUGCUGGGAGUUUGGGGGGUUUUUGGUUUGUUUGCUUUUUCCUUUGGUGCUUGCAAAGAAAUAAGGAGAAGAGCGGUAGCCAGCCAGCCUGCCUGGAUCACAUGCAGGACAGAAGAGCCUUAUCCCUCAAAGCCCACCAGUCGGAAAGUUACCUGCCAAUUGGCUGUAAGUUGCCCCCUCAAUCCCCAGGCGUGGACACAAGCCCCUGCCCAAACUCACCCGUUUUCAGGACGGGCAGUGAGCCCACCCUGAGCCCGGCGGUGGUUCGGAGGGUCUCCUCGGACGCGAGGGCAGGGGAGGCUCUAAGGGGCUCAGACAGCCAGCUGUGCCCCAAACCACCCCCCAAGCCCUGCAAGGCACCUGUCCUCAAGGCUCCCCCGUCUCCAUCUACCUGGCUCAACUCUGAGGCCAACUACUGUGAACUGAACCCAGGCUUUGCUGCAGGCUGUGACAGGGGAACAAGGCCUCCCCUCUGUGCCCAGGACAGCUACGUGGAGCUGCUAACGGCCAAGCAGAAUGGGGCGCCAGGGCCCCGGAACUCUGGCAUCAACUACUUGACCCUUGAUGAUGAUGUUGGGGCUGGGCCUUGGGAGGCACCGGCCACCCAGAAGGACCAGGGGCAGGAGGACGAGGUAGAGUUUGUGCCGCCCCGACUGGAGACUGCCUCCUCAUUCAGACCCAAUGACUUCGAGUCAAAGCUCCUUCCUCCCGAGAACAAGCCCCUGGAAACAGCAAUGCUGAAGCGAGCAAAAGAACUGUUCACCAACAAUGACCCCAAGGUCAUCGCCCAGCACAUGCUGAGCAUGGACUGCGUGGUCGCUAGGAUACUUGAAGUCUCCGAAGAGAUGAGGAAGAACAUGGGUGUGAGCUCAGGGCUGGAACUCAUUACCUUGCCAUAUGGCCACCAGCUGCGCCUGGACAUAAUUGAAAGACACAACACGAUGGCCAUCGGCAUCGCAGUGGACAUUCUGGGCUGCACGGGCUCUUUGGAGGACCGAGCAGCCACCCUCAAUAGGAUCAUCCAGGUGGCGGUGGAACUGAAAGACUCCAUGGGGGACCUCUAUUCUUUCUCGGCCAUCAUGAAAGCCCUGGAAAUGCCACAGAUCACAAGAUUAGAAAAAACAUGGACUGCCCUCCGGCACCAAUACACCCAGACCGCCAUCCUCUAUGAGAAACAGCUGAAGCCUUUCAGCAAAAUCCUGCAUGAAGGCAGAGAGUCUACGUGUGUUCCCCCCAACAAAAUAUCAGUCCCACUAUUGAUGCCUCUUGUGACCUUAAUGGAGCGCCAGGAGGUCACUUUUGAAGGAACUGACAUGUGGGAAAAAAAUGACGAAAGCUGUGAGAUUAUGCUGAACCACUUGGCAACAGCCCGUCUCAUGGCAGAGGCUGCAGACAGCUACCGGAUGAAUGCCGAGAGGAUCUUGGAAGGUUUUCAACCAGAUGAAGAAAUGAGUGAAAUCUUCAAGACUGAAUUUCAAAUGCGAUUGCUAUGGGGCAGCAAAGGUGCACAAGUCAAUCAGACAGAAAGAUAUGAGAAAUUCAACCAGAUUUUAACUGCCCUCUCACGUAAAUUGGAACCUCCUCCAGUAAAGCAGGCAGAGCUUUGAUAACUCUCGAGAAUACCUUAGGAUAUUAUUUCAAGCUUCUCCAGUUUCUUCUUUGGGAAGGCUUAUUGUUUGAUAAAGUAACAAUGUGCAAAUCUGACAGUAUACAAGCUUUUAGUAUCCACAGGAUAUUAAACAUGUAAAUUGCACAGAGCACACUUAUUUAUGAAUUGUUUAAAAUUACUACUGAUUUUAAAAUGAAGAUAAUUUAUUAUGAAGGUAACUAUUGCUAAUGUUGAUCAGCAAAUUUAAGAGAAGAUCUGGCUAUGUUGGCUGGUUGCUUUCUAUUACUGAGGCGUUUGACCAUUUUAAAUUUCUUGUCAGAUAAGUGUAAAUAGAACAGAGUUUAAAAGCAUGAAACAUUUCAGAAGGUAUCAGUUGUAUGAUAUUCUUUAAAUAUGAGAAAUGUAAAUAGUCAAAUGAAAAUAUAUCUUUUUGUGAAACAA
This is a messenger RNA of Acinonyx jubatus (cheetah), 4203 nucleotides long. RefSeq names its product BCAR3 adaptor protein, NSP family member (gene BCAR3). Bases 2255 to 3760 code for a protein of 501 amino acids. The record is from RefSeq and is a predicted model, not a curated record. Gene Ontology annotation, biological process: positive regulation of peptidyl-serine phosphorylation; small GTPase-mediated signal transduction. The transcript has 8 exons. Gene Ontology annotation, molecular function: guanyl-nucleotide exchange factor activity; phosphotyrosine residue binding. Lineage: Eukaryota; Metazoa; Chordata; Mammalia; Carnivora; Felidae.